CUUGCUUUAAGUGCGCACGACCAAAAAGAAAAGACAGCACUGAGGGAGGAAAGAAAGGAAAAAGAUAGAGGCAGACUUGGCUGAUGCAUCUGUGCCACAGCAUCCAUUUCGCGGCGAGGAGUGUGUGAGGCGCAGGGGGACGGUGCGCAUUUCUCUCAGAGACACGGCGCUUCGCUCCUCUCUCCUCCGAACUCAGUUUCCUCGAGCGGCUGACGGGCGGAAAGACACGUCCCCCCCCUCCUCCCCUGCAUUCAUCCACACGGACUGUAUUUCAUAACAAGCCUGUUUACUUGGAGCCAAGCCGCGGUUCCCGUCGCACACACCGCAUCUUUGUUUGUGGAGCGGGAUUUGCGGUGCGCAGCUCAAGGCGCAAAAAAAAAAACAAGGGGGAAUAUCAGACGGUUCAAGUUUUCCUGGAAGUUGCGCAUUGACAGAAAAAAAAAAAACAAAACAUGGGAAUCUGUGGCCAUUUGGCGGUGCCCGGGAAAAGCCUUGUGGUCCUCGGACUUAAAUUGUUAUUCCUUGUACCUGCAGGAGUUCCAGCCAGGAGCGGGGAUUCUGUAUUAAAGGACAACAUCACCGUCAGACAGGGGGACAGCGCCGUCUUAAAAUGCAACGUGGACAGUAAAGUAUCCCGAGUGGCAUGGCUCAAUCGAACCACCAUUCUAUUCGCAGGAAGUGAGAAGUGGUCUCUGGACCCCCGCGUCAUCCUGAUGGAAAACACAGCCGUCACAGAGUACAGCAUCAAGAUCCAAAACGUUGACAUCCACGACGAGGGGCCCUACGUCUGCUCCAUUCUCACAAACAAGAAACCAAAAUCCACAAAAGUGCAUCUCAUCGUUCAAGUACCCGCCAGGAUCACCAACAUAUCAAAGGACGUCACAGUGAACGAGGGCAGCGACGUUAAUCUCAUGUGUCUGGCGGUGGGUCGACCCGAGGCCAACAUCAUAUGGAAGCACCAUUCACCAAGAGGCACCCAUAAAUUUGUGAUGGAGGGAGAAAACCUGGAGCUGACAACCAUCACCAAAGAGGAGUCAGGAUCAUAUGAGUGUAUCGCUUCGAAUGACAUCUCGAGCCCCGAUGUCAGGACAGUGCAAGUCACCGUAAACUAUCCGCCCUUCAUUUCUAAGGCGAGGAGUACAGGUACUCCAGUUGGACAGAAAGGAGUCCUGCAGUGUGAAGCCUCUGCGGUCCCGAGGGCAGAUUUUGAGUGGUACAAAGAAGACCGCAGGCUCUUCAAUGGCCUGAACGGAGUCAAGAUUGAGAAUCAAGGUAAACAGUCAAUGCUCGUCUUUUUCAACGUCUCAGAAGAGGACUAUGGGAACUACACCUGCGUUGCCAUGAACACCAUGGGAAUCACUAAUGCAAGCAUAAUCCUUUAUGGUCCCGGUGCAAUCCAUGAUGUGAACGGUGCUGCAGUGCUGCCCGGUCGCUCUGUUUGUCUCCUGCUGACUGUCACCUUACUCCACCUGCUGAAGUUCUGAUGUGAAAUUGCAAACCUUCAAGCUCUCUCCGCAUCGAACAGCGAGAACAGACUAUUAGUCCAAUUAGAAGAAUGGGAAUCAAAGAGCGACACUGGUUCACGUUUAGUUAUGUUGAUUUUUGUUUCUUUCUGGCUUUGCAACAGAGUCUCUGUCAGCUCGCCUCUGAGGAAGUGAAAAGUUUGAAUCAUGCACUAAUUUGAUGAUGGUAGAACUACUGAGUUUGUGUCUCCCCAAACCUUUUUGUAUGUGGAAAGGGAAAAAACAAAAAAAAAAAAACAUAUAUAUAUAUGUAACUGUUGAUAGUUGACUGUUUAUUGCCCAAUAUUGAAGUGAAAAUUCAGAUUAUUAUUAUUGUGUCACAUCCUGUUCAAUAUCUGUACAAUAUCAUUAAGCUUUUUUUAAGUAAACAACAAAAAGGGAAAAAAUGCAAUGUGAUUGUUGAAUUUUACUGUAUUUUUACAGUUGUAUGCAAAACAGAAUAAUAGAUCAUUCUUGAUAAACAGUUGAUUUCUCAGGCAACGUCCUACAUCAUAGAGCAUCUGACUUUUUAUUUCUGUUGUAGUGUGUGUAGAAAAUGUACAAAUGUGUACAGACAAUUCCUGCACUGUUGUUUUUUUCAAAAGGCAUACACUUAUCAAAUGGCAUUUCUGAAACACCUAAUCCCUAGUGUCAUAGCAGCUCCAUGGUAUAUUCAUGCUGAAAGUCUGAAAGAUUUUUCUGCUUACCAUUUUUGUGAUUUGUCAUUUAGGAUAUGAGUGACUGAGCUGCUUCAUUUUCUCCGGUCACAAUAAACUUAUAUGAAAGUAAACUAUGCAUUAGUUUACUUUUUUUUUUUUAAGGCCAUUGUCUAACACUGGGGCUUAAAUUGUUGUAUAGUUAUCAUAUAAUUUACCCUGGCAGUAAGUUAUAUAUAAAAAUCUGCAAAAAACCCAUUCAUAUUUAACAUAACAUGCAGCCUUGAAAGUAGGUUUCUCAGGCAGCCACAGUGGUCCUCGAGUUUUCUUGGUUGAAGUCAGUGGACUUUUAUGCAAUUGAGGCCUUGUUGUUGGGUUUGCAGAGCCAGAGAGGUUGCAGCUUAUCACAAAUCAUUAUUAUUAUUUUUACUUGAUAAGAAACUUUUUUUUGUUGUUGUUUUUUUAAUCCCUAGAUUCACUUUAAAGUAUCCACAACCAAUCAGUUAGAACUUGCAAGGUUGUUAAGUUAAAAUACACAAUAGUAAAUAUGCAGGAGGUAAUUUGUUUUUAUUCAUAUCUGCAUAAUUUGUUUUAUUUAAAAAAUAUAUAUUGUCAUUGCUACUUAUUGUGAGGUUAUGCAAAUGUGAGUAUGACAAUAAUGUAACUGUCCAUUGUGGUGAAUUACUAAAAACACAAGUUGAUCUAUAGCAGUGCAUUAAGACAGAAUAGGCCUAACAGCAGUUGAUACUUUAAUUUGUCCCUUCAGAUAUUUUUAAUAUAGAAUUGAAUGUAUCAUUAUGUUUUACACUGAAACACUAUCCGUUUGUCAUACAGAAAAAAUCAUAUUUCUCACCCAAGAAUUUAAAUCUUUUAAUUUUCCUGUGCAGUAGUGAAGAAGCUGGAUAAACAAUUGUUUUCAUUUAGAACCUUUAGUUAAAAUAUGCUUGUGGAGGCUGAGGAGUUUUUUGAUAAUAUCAAAUCAAAUCAAAAAAAAAAAAAAAAAAAAAAGAAAACAGUGCACUGCUCUAUCCAAGCCACAGAUAAUACAAGCAGGAAUAUUUUGUGAAUGACAGGACGGUAAAAUCAAUUCAAAUGAAUGUUCCGUGUAGCUGCUAUGAGCCACCCCCCCCCACCCCACCCCGGUGUUACGGAUGCGUGCUUUUAACCUGGUUUGCCCAGAGAUAAUUGGCAGAUGCUGCAGGGGUGACUGUUGUGUUCUGUGGUUGGUGGAUGCAUUUUAGAGAGACAUUUUUCAGUCUGCCUUGCACAGAAAUUUCAAAUGACCAGAAUAUACAGUACUUACAGCACAAGUGAUUGAUAAUGUGAUGUUCUGCUAUUGUCCAGUUCACGCCUGUGCAUACCUGUGAGUAAGAAGUGUUUUGAAGACAAAACAGCAGGGGUGAGAUUGAUGUAUGUGGGAAUGCUUUUGUUGUACUCACAUGUUAAGUUAUGUGCUUGUGAUUGAUGGUUGAACCAGUCAACUGGACAGGACAUGUCGCAGGAUGACAGGGGAGAUCCAGAUGCCUGCAAAACUAAAGUUAAGGGUCAAUGUAACGCUUUUCAUCUCAGAUAGAUGAACAUGAUGAAUAUUGAUGUCAAUAAGCUUGAAUCAAUUUGUUUAAAAUCCCAAUUAAAACAGAACUGAUACUGGAAUUUACUUAAGGUGUAUUUUUGCAUAUAACAACAGUAUCAUUAUUGUGGUGACAGCUUGUACUUUUUUAUGGAUUAAGGUUUUAACAUCAUGUAUUCCACACAUAGACUGUAUGUCAAGCUGGACAUGAUGUCCCCCGCUUCCUCCCGUUGUAUAAAAAUAAAGCCAAAAUAUUCCAGAUACGGGUGCUGACAUCUUGAACUUCUGAUGUCAUUUGGAGCCAGAGUCUGCAAGGUAGUGAUGAUGGUGUGGAGCCGCAGAGAUCCUGCUGAUACGCGGUGAUACAGCGUCGACUAAGCAGUCAAUGACAUUUCAGCCUGUUUUUAUAGCAUCAAAUAAAGAAUUUACACUUCUCAGAAAAACACUUGAACAUACAUCAGUGUGUUUAGAACUACCUAAAAUUACAGAAACCAUCUUUUGGAAAAAAAUAAAGUUUUUAACAUUACACUUUUUAGUUAGUUCCAUGUCCCAUCUGCCAACAUGGAGGAGAUGAGUUUCAUAUAUUUCAGCUAGCUACGAAGGGGCAUUCCAGAUAUGACUCAUG
Messenger RNA from Paralichthys olivaceus (Japanese flounder), 4353 nucleotides. It is a transcript of the gene opcml, whose product is annotated as opioid binding protein/cell adhesion molecule-like. The record is from RefSeq and is a predicted model, not a curated record. Lineage: Eukaryota; Metazoa; Chordata; Actinopteri; Pleuronectiformes; Paralichthyidae.